Messenger RNA from Theileria annulata, 954 nucleotides. RefSeq lists its product as uncharacterized. The transcript is spliced from 3 exons. The record is from RefSeq and is a predicted model, not a curated record. NCBI's taxonomy places the organism in Eukaryota, Apicomplexa, Aconoidasida, Piroplasmida, Theileriidae. Gene Ontology annotation, molecular function: metal ion binding. The coding region runs from base 1 to 954 and encodes 317 amino acids.
AUGGAUUACGGUAUAUUAUUGAAAUUGCCUUUGGAUUGGCAAGUGAAGAUCCGUGACGAGAUGGUAUCGAAGUUAAGCUUGUGUAUUGAGAAGGACCAUGCAAGGACAGUAGCGGAGGAAACUUGGGAGUAUUUAUCACAGGAAAAAUUUAAUAAAAAGCAGCUGACAAAUAAACUUGAAAAUUAUUUAAAUAAACAUGCCUCAGAUUUUACAGAAUGGCUCCAAGAUUUUGUACAAAAAACUGUUGAAUACUAUAAUGAAACACAUUUGCCAUCGAACGCAAAAAAAGAAAAUUUAAAUGAGUGUAACGAACACACUCAAAAUAAUAAAGAUAAUGAAAAAAAAGAGAAAGUAGAAAAGUUGAAAGAGUCGAGAUCGAGAAUUAUGAAAAAUGCCCUAAAGGACAUACACAACGUCACAAGUGACUCAGGUGAAGGUUCCAAGGCAAAUAAUGACGGUGCAGUGGUAAACGAGACAGAAUGCAAGUCGGAUGCAGUGGACGGCAAGAAAAAGCUUUUAGAUCCAGCUGAAAAGAAGACGAAGCUCUUGGAUGCGUUGGAUCAGCCGUUGGAUAAACUGAUCCUGAAGGAAAAAAUCGCAAAAUUACAAGGACAAAGUGUGCCGUUGGGAGUAAAGACGAAGAGCGAGAAGUUUAAACCUAGUGAGAAGUUUAACGCAAAUGAAAAUUUUAACGCUAAAAGAAAAAAAAGCGUAUUCUAUAAAAAUCUGACACUGGUAAACGAUUCCUCAGGGAGUUCUGAAUCAGUGGAAACAGCAGUUAACGGAGAAGAGGAAGGUGUGAAAGUGGUGAAGGUGCCCAAGAGGUGCAUUAAUUACCCCAAAUGCGAGUUUGGAGAAAAGUGCAGAUAUAUUCACCCGAACAAUGUGAUGUGCAAAAACUGGCCCAACUGUUUCUUCGGAAAUAAUUGCGCCUUUUUACAUCCCAGUCAGUAA